AUUGGAACAGCAAAUAUAUGUUUUUUUCCUACUAUAAACCUACAAUUUUCUCGGCUUGGCGUUUUGUCAUUCGACAGUAAUUGCAGACCUUUUGAUACUGCUGCAAAUGGUUAUGUGCGUAGCGAAGCAGUGUCAGUGAUAUAUCUUCAAAAGGUGAAGAAUGCGAAGAGGAUUUAUGCCAUAUGUCCGCAUAUUAAAUUAAACUGUGAUGGUUAUAAAGAAGAAGGAAUAACAUACCCAUCGUCGUUUAUGCAAAGUACUUUACUAACAGAAUUUUAUAAUGAAUGCGGAAUACCGACAUCUUGUUUGGAUUACAUAGAGGCACAUCUGUCUCUUAUACACAUCUUCUGAGCGG
This is a messenger RNA of Wasmannia auropunctata (little fire ant), 355 nucleotides long. Its product is annotated as fatty acid synthase-like. The annotation marks the transcript as partial. The transcript is spliced from 2 exons. NCBI's taxonomy places the organism in Eukaryota, Metazoa, Arthropoda, Insecta, Hymenoptera, Formicidae. Gene Ontology annotation, molecular function: fatty acid synthase activity. The record is from RefSeq and is a predicted model, not a curated record. Gene Ontology annotation, biological process: fatty acid biosynthetic process.